AUGCUGGAGCUGUCAAGUACAGCAGAGGUUGGAGGAGAGAGGGUUUGCGAAUUGCACGCAAAAAAACUGCAUGAUCUAGCUGCUGGCAUGUUUUUGAUAAGAAUUGUAGUGUGGCGAACUCCUUGCAGAGUGUUUGGUUCUAAACCCGGUGUGAGAAUGACCCUGCAGAAUGGGCUGGUGUUACCUGCUGCCAAAAACUGUUCCCAUGCAGUCGCAGUAGCUAGCACAGCAGACUACAACAACAGGAACACCCUGAGAUGGGACCUGACCCCAGACCAGAUCAAGAACAUGACAGAGAGCCUGGUCCAGAGGAUCAAACAGGUCUACGAUGACAUCGGAUCUCUGGAUGUAGAACAAGUGUCCAUUAAAAACACCUUAAAAGCCCUGGCCAAUGCCAAAUUAGAAUAUGCAGCACAGCGCCAUGUUUUGGAUUUUCCCCAAUACGUGUCUGCUUGUAAGGAGGUGCGCUCAGCGAGCACAGAAGCAGACAAGAAGCUGUCUGACUUUGAUGUGGAGACAAGUAUGAGGGAAGAUGUGUUUCACAGAGUGAUUGCCUUGCAGGAGAAGCAGCUGGACAAUCUAACGCCUGAGGCCAAGAGAUUCUUAGACCGUCUUAUCACAUUAGGGAAGAGGAAUGGAUUGCACUUGUCGAAGGAUAUACAGGAGGAAGUCAAAAGAUUGUCAAAACUCAUCAAUGAACUCUCAAUCGACUUCAACCAAAAUCUAAAUGAGGAAAACACGUAUCUAAUAUUCAGUGAAAAUGAACUAAGUGGCCUAGCGGAUAGCUAUCUGAAUGGUUUGGAGAAGACUGAGGACAGGCGGUACAAGGUAUCCUUGGCAUACCCUCACUACUACCCUCUGAUGAAGAGGUGCCACAUGGCUGAGACCAGGAGGAAGAUGGAGACUGCUUUCCAUAGCAGAUGUAAGGAGGUCAACACAGUCAUUCUGGAGAAGCUGAUUGAGUUGAGGUCAAAGGUGGCACAGCUACUGGGUUUCAGUACCCACGCCAACUGUGUGCUUGAGAUGAACAUGGCCAAGAAUACCAACAAUGUGGCAUGCUUUCUAGAUGAGUUCUAUGCUAAACUGAAGCCGGUGGGAAUCAAGGAAAGGAAGUAUAUCCUGGCCCUGAAGAAGAGGGACUGUGCCAUGCGGGGAAAGGCCUUCGAUGGACAGAUCAACGCCUGGGACCUACCCUACUACAUGAACCAGGUGGAGCAGGUGAAGUUUGCUGUAGACAAGGACAAGCUGAUUGAGUACUUCUCUCUGGAGGUGGUGACAGAGGGGUUGCUCAGUAUCUACCAGGAACUGCUUGGCCUUAACUUUAAGCAGGUAACCAGCGCCCACGUGUGGCACGACAACGUCAGCCUCUACUCUGUACUGGACACGGCCACUGGGGAGGAGAUCGGCCGGUUCUACUUGGACCUGCAUCCCAGAGAAGGGAAGUACGGUCAUGCUGCCUGCUUUGGGCUCCAGCCGGGCUGCCUGGGGCCUGAUGGGAAACGUAUGCUGCCGGUUGCGGCCAUGGUGGCCAACUUCACCAAGCCUACGAAAGGUUGGCCCUCUCUGCUGCAGCACCACGAGGUGGAGACCUUCUUCCAUGAGUUUGGCCACGUCAUGCACGAGCUCUGCUCUAGGACGACGUUCUCAGAGUUCAGUGGGACCCUGGUGGAGACAGACUUUGUGGAGGUGCCAUCUCAGAUGCUGGAGAACUGGGUAUGGGAGAAGGAGCCCCUGAGGAGGAUGUCUCGCCACUACAAAGACGGCAGCCCCAUCCCCGACAACCUGCUCAACAAACUCAUCGCCUCCAGAGUCGCCAACACAGGUCUGAUGAACCUGCGUCAGGUAGUGCUCAGUAAAGUGGACCAGUCUCUGCACACCAAGUCCCAUGCCGACACUGCCGAGGUGUUCGCCAAGCACUGCCAAGACAUCCUGGGGAUCCCCGCUACUCCAGGUACAAAUAUGACAGCUAGUUUUAGUCACUUGGCUGGGGGCUACGAUGGCCAGUACUAUGGCUACCUGUGGAGCGAGGUCUAUUCCAUGGACCUCUUCUUCAGUCGUUUCAAAAAGGAGGGAAUCAUGAACCCCAAGGUGGGGAAGGAGUACAGGAGGGUGAUUCUGGAGGCUGGUGGUUCUGUGGAUGGAAGGGACAUGCUGAAGACCUUCCUGGGUCGUGAACCUUGCCAGGAUGCCUUCUUUCAAUGCAAGGGAUUGGCCAAAGCUGAGGGAACACUGAAUGGUCGUCACUGACUCCCUCUCACUCCACAUUAAAGGGAUAUUUUGGGAUUUGGGCAAAGAGGCUCUUUAUCUACUUCCUCAAAGUCAGAUGAACUUGUGGAUACCAUUUUUAUGUCCCAGUAUGAAGGAAGUUGGAGGUAGUUUUGCGAGCCAAUGCUAACUAGCGUUAGUAC
This is a messenger RNA of Oncorhynchus tshawytscha (Chinook salmon), 2408 nucleotides long. It is a transcript of the gene nln, whose product is annotated as neurolysin (metallopeptidase M3 family). The record is from RefSeq and is a predicted model, not a curated record. Lineage: Eukaryota; Metazoa; Chordata; Actinopteri; Salmoniformes; Salmonidae. The transcript is spliced from 13 exons. Gene Ontology annotation, biological process: proteolysis; peptide metabolic process. Gene Ontology annotation, molecular function: metalloendopeptidase activity. Bases 1 to 2247 code for a protein of 748 amino acids. Gene Ontology annotation, cellular component: mitochondrial intermembrane space.